AUGGCCUACGAACCAGUUGGCCGUACCGACGGCUCGCGGAUAUCAAUCAGCGAUGAUCUCGAAACGAGAACGCAGUACGAUGCCGGCUCGUACAAUAACGACCCUUCAGUGACAGGUUCAGUGUACCGUCGAGUAGGAGAUCAAGCCAAAGGUGUCAAAGGCGCAACUUGGUCUAGUGAAUCAAUAUCAGAGCAGUGGCCUUUGCAAUCGCAGAAACUGGCACUGAUGACGCCGUGGCGUGGAUUCAUCAUGCUUUUCGACUUGAUUCUCGCGUCCACGCCCAUCAUGCUAGACGGGACAGAAAUUUCGGACUAUGGAUCCGGUUUGAAAGAGACGCUGCUCAUAUCGCCAACAAUCUUUCCUCUUCUCUUCGCAGCCUUGAUGGGAAGGUUCUUUCGCCAUCUUGGUCUCUGGCUGGCGCAGCGAGGGACAACCCUCGGUCGUCUUGAGCAGCUAGUUGGCUGUCAAUCUGUCUUCUCUGCGCUUGAGCGGCAGAUCUCUCUCCGUUCGUGGUCCAUCAUUGGAAUAGCAUCGAUUCUGAUCUGGCUUCUCUCACCAGUCGGAGGCCAAUCAGCACUGCGUCUGCUCGACCAAGAAACCGGCGAAAUCCACUCGACUCGUCAAAUUCACUACUUGAGCCUGACGGAGAUAAUGAAAAGCAUAAUGACUGGCACUAGCAUCAUCAACAGCGCUCGGAGUGGCUUCACCGCCAUUUGCCUUGCAGCUCUACUCAGUAGUUCCAAGGUUAAGGACACGCCCAUGGACUUGUGGGGAAACGUUAAACUUCCUCUAUACCGGCACAUUGAGAACAGCACCUCGGAUGAAUGGAAAACCAUCUGGAAUCCGACCGGCAACAACGUCACAUAUGCUUCUCUUAUAGGCAUCCCGGUUGUCGGUCUACCUACGGAUGGAGUCAGCAAUUUCAAUAUCAAAGCCCGUCAAUGGGAUGUAACCUGUUCGAGCAACAAAGGCACCAACGACAAUCAGACAGACUUCGUGAACAUGUACACAUGGCAACUUUCAUAUACCGAUAACAAGACGCCAGUGUGCCAAAACUUAACACGAUGCGAUACCUCAAGGUGCAGCGGUUAUCCUUGCCCAAUCCGUAGCGUAUCGCUCGCCAAUCAAAAGCCCUAUUUCUUCUCUGUAGCCGCUUGCAAUCUGACAUUUGAGAAUUUUGAGGCGCAAGUACAAUGCACCGGGCGGGCAUGCGCUGUACACAAGAUGAGGAAAAUUCCGUUAUUGGACGAUGAUUAUCCAAUAGGAUACGAUAAGACCAUGCGCAAUAUAGUCGCUCGAGGCUCCACCAAUAUGGAAAGAUGGAUGAAAGACCCUUCGCGAUUCAUUGGCUUACUGUACAGCAAUGUGAACCUGUAUGAGCUGUCGCCACAGCUCUUUGGAGAUCGACUGACCAUCGGAUAUAACACUUACUGGCAGUCGACGUACGGAACCGCCUCUCUGGCUGGCAAUCUACCCGAUUCUGUAGCAGAGACUGGAAUACUCCGAGUUGCAACGCCUGACGUCCCUGCCAUCCCUGACAUAGAAUUUGUGGUUUCGGAAGCAUCCACAGUCACAAAGACAAAGCCAACGUACAAGACGAACUGGAAGUGGUUCAUAGCGCUCAUGGUGUGCUCCUGCAUCCUAUUGGUGGCGGCGUACACUGGCCUUGUCCUCAAAUACAUCACCAUCGCGCCAGACAUCAUCGGCUACGCCUCUUCUCUAACAAUCCUGAAUCCAUAUGUUCCGAAACCAACAGGAGGAACUACGCUCCACGGCCUGCAACGUGCAGCCUUGCUACGCGACUUGCCGGUGCGUAUAGGCGACGUUAGUCCUAACGAGCCCGUCGGCGUCAUCGCGCUUGCCAAAGCCGACACGGAGCAGGUAGCAAGACUAGACAGGCAACGGUCGUACAUAUGAAAAAAUGAAAAAAGGAAAGGCUCUUUGAGACCAGCGCCGCUGCAAACUCAUGCCGCCUUGUAAGCGCUAAGGCGACGACGGAGCAAGAAACCUGACGGUCGCCAAGUAUGAUGCGCAAACUACAACCGAUGUAAAGGAAAACACCGCCUUUCUCGAACGACACCUGUUGUAUCAUGUUUGAACCCCACGGCAGACAAACUCGCUUGUACAGUACAUACGUAAUACAUGGGCGCUGCGAUGUUAUGCCUCAAAAAUGAACCGAAACACGGGUCGGCGGGUACACAUGACAAGUCAGGACACCCCAUCCUUCCUUAAUGUCCGAGUACAUUUGAAACCGAACAGCCCUACGCCUAUAAGAAAAAUGUCUACAGCAGCUUACUACAACUUCCUUUGAGUAGUUUAGGUGUUUAGACGGCAUG
Molecule: messenger RNA, 2336 nt
Organism: Bipolaris sorokiniana ND90Pr
Lineage: Eukaryota; Fungi; Ascomycota; Dothideomycetes; Pleosporales; Pleosporaceae
Exons: 4
Coding region: 1-1917 (638 amino acids)
Source: RefSeq, a predicted model, not a curated record